UUCAGUCGCCAGUCAUUCGCCUCUAUUCCCCAAUAUCAGUGUUCACAGAUACGACCAGAUUUAGCAAACGUUAAAAAAAGCAAUAAAGGAAAAAAGAAACACUUAAGAAAUUGUCCAGAUGUUCCUGUAACUCCUUACUUAUAGUCCUUAGGAGUUAACUGUUGUUUAGUUCAAGUGUGUUACAGGAAAUUAUUUUGUUUAGCUAAGUUAGCAAAGCAUGGCAGACAUCGAUAAGCUCAACAUAGACAGCAUCAUACAACGCCUGCUAGAAGUGAGAGGGUCAAAGCCUGGAAAGAAUGUUCAGCUGCAGGAGAAUGAGAUUCGUGGUCUCUGUCUGAAAUCUCGUGAGAUCUUCCUAAGCCAGCCUAUCCUACUGGAGUUGGAGGCCCCUCUAAAGAUCUGUGGUGACAUCCAUGGGCAGUACUAUGAUCUCUUGAGGCUCUUUGAAUAUGGUGGCUAUCCUCCUGAAAGUAACUACCUGUUCCUUGGGGACUAUGUGGAUCGGGGUAAACAGUCUCUUGAGACCAUCUGCCUUCUGCUGGCAUAUAAAAUCAAAUACCCGGAGAACUUCUUCCUGCUCAGGGGCAACCAUGAAUGCGCCUCAAUCAAUCGCAUCUAUGGUUUCUACGAUGAGUGCCGAAGGCGCUACAAUAUUAAGCUGUGGAAGACAUUUACUGACUGCUUCAACUGCUUACCCAUUGCUGCCAUUGUGGAUGAGAAGAUCUUCUGUUGCCAUGGAGGUUUGUCUCCAGACUUGCAGUCCAUGGAGCAGAUCCGACGCAUCAUGAGGCCCACAGAUGUGCCUGACCAGGGCCUGCUGUGUGACCUACUGUGGUCCGAUCCGGAUAAAGAUGUGCUAGGCUGGGGCGAGAAUGACCGUGGUGUCUCCUUUACUUUUGGUGCUGAAGUUGUGGCCAAAUUUCUCCAUAAACAUGACUUGGACCUGAUCUGCAGGGCCCACCAGGUGGUGGAAGAUGGCUAUGAAUUCUUUGCCAAGAGGCAGUUGGUUACACUGUUUUCUGCACCAAACUAUUGUGGUGAGUUUGACAACGCUGGGGCCAUGAUGAGCGUGGACGAGACCCUCAUGUGUUCUUUUCAGAUUUUAAAGCCAGCAGAGAAGAAGAAGCAGAACUCGAGCCGUCCAGUAACUCCACCACGUAACAUGGUCACCAAGCAGGCAAAGAAAUAAGGCUUGCCACCAGUGCACUGGCCAUUUUUGGACUUUUGCUAUUAUGU
Messenger RNA from Hemibagrus wyckioides, 1236 nucleotides. RefSeq names its product protein phosphatase 1, catalytic subunit, gamma isozyme (gene ppp1cc). The record is from RefSeq and is a predicted model, not a curated record. Gene Ontology annotation, molecular function: protein serine/threonine phosphatase activity. NCBI's taxonomy places the organism in Eukaryota, Metazoa, Chordata, Actinopteri, Siluriformes, Bagridae. The transcript is spliced from 7 exons. Bases 218 to 1189 code for a protein of 323 amino acids. Gene Ontology annotation, cellular component: nucleus; cytoplasm.